Molecule: messenger RNA, 525 nt
Organism: Laetiporus sulphureus 93-53
Lineage: Eukaryota; Fungi; Basidiomycota; Agaricomycetes; Polyporales; Laetiporaceae
Product: WD40 repeat-like protein
Exons: 4
Coding region: 1-525 (174 amino acids)
Molecular function (GO): protein binding
Source: RefSeq, a predicted model, not a curated record
AUGACAUUGAGGAAGACUUUGACUGUGCACGCUCUACCUAUCAACAUUCUUGCGCUUAGCAGCGACGGCUCGCUCAUGCUAUCAGGAGCUGAUGAUGGGUGCUUGAUGGUAUGGAAUCUCAAGUCGGGCGAGAAAGUGCAGGAAAUUUCCUGUGUCUUCAAUGGAGCAGUCACCGCGAUAUGCUGGCUUGAUAUGGACAAAGGAGCUACCAUCGUGUUCGUAUUUGGCUGCUCGGAUGGCAACUUGCAGUUAUACCAAAGGAUCGAGGUCAACACGAUAUUCAAUUUUUCUUCGAUGACAAUUGCUCAUAAGGGCAUGGUCGAGGACCUCCAAUUUGAUUGCAACUUUGGUCGUGUUGCCAGUGUCAGAGGAGGAACUGCCCAGGUAUGGAAAUUAAACGCAGGCGGCAUUUUAGAGAGUCUCGUUACGGAACCUCCCCGUCAAGACGCUAUUGCGCGCUCUGUGCAUUUCUGCGAUGCAGGCGCGAGCAUUAUUGUGUGCUUCUGUGAGUCGCACAAGAUGUGA